Messenger RNA from Linnemannia hyalina, 1350 nucleotides. The record is from the annotation of a GenBank genome assembly. NCBI's taxonomy places the organism in Eukaryota, Fungi, Mortierellomycota, Mortierellomycetes, Mortierellales, Mortierellaceae.
AUGCUCGAAAUCAGCACGCCUUCAAGGAGAACCGUCCUCAUCUCCAUAUCCGCGGUCAUCGGUAUCACCACAAUCUCCUCCCUGGCCUACCUCUUCUACCGCGAUAACUACUCUAACGUCACCACCAACCGCAAGUUCCGCGCCCUCCAACGAAACCUCUACGCUCGCCUCCUCCAGAUCGAAGAUAACCUUGACGAUCUCGUCGAGACCGACCUCCGACUGAUCCAAAUCCGCACAAAGACCCUCCGCACUCACCGUAUCCACACAGCCGACGAAGGUGUCAAGCUUCCCUCUUUGGGUCUCAUCAAUGACCAGGACAAGGCCCAGCUCGGGACAGAUAUUGAAGAGACCAAGGAGGAAUUGAUCCGAGAACGUACCCAGGGGUUUGAGGACUUUGCCCGUGUCCGUCAAGGAUACAAGCAGCUCGAUUUGUUGGUCAAGGCUCUCCAUAAGCAGCUGUUGAGACUCCUCGAACGGGCCAAUGCAAUUGAUUUGAGUGAGCUUGCAGAGGUUGGGGAUGAGACGGGAGGAAUUUCGAACCAGAACGAGUCCGAGAUCUUGGUCUUUGAGAAGCUCCGGAAACGCCGUCGAUCGACCUUGGCCAAGGUGCAGAGGGUCAUUGCUCAAUUGGAUCGGAUCCAGGACAGCUACAAGGCGAGGCUGCACGAGAUUAAGGACAUUGAGAAGCUGGAGCGCAUUGGAUUGGAGCCGAGCGAUCAAGUCCAACCCACCGUCGAGAGCGAAAUGAUGAAGGAGGGGGUCACGUUCGCCGAUGUCGCCGCUUUGAACAUUGAAGAGCCCGAGAUCCUGGCACCCACCGAGGAUUUGGAGAAGAUGAAGCAAGGGAUUAGCUUUGCCGACGCUGUUGCCGAGAACCUGCCGAAGGAAGAGGCUGAUAAGCGCAAGGUACAGCCUAAGGAAAAGCCUAAAGCUCAGCCUAGCAUCGAGACUCCCGCCCCCAAGCCCGCCAAGAAGGUUACCGUUGUCGAGGAGCCAGAGGACAAGGAAACCGCCGUCCUUGCCCCGACCGAUGAUUUGGGGUUGAUGAAGGAGGGUGUCACGUUCGCCGACAUCACCAAGGAGAACAUUGAGGAGCCUGAAGUCCUUGCUGUUACCGAGGACUUGGAGAAGAUGAAGGAAGGAGUCACUUUUGCGGAUAUCACCAAGGAGAACAUCGAGGAACCUGAGGUCUUGGCCCCUACUGAGGAUCUCGAGCUGAUGAAUGAGGGCGUUACGUUUGCCGAUAUUGCCAAGGAGAACAUCAAGGAACCCGAGGUCCUGGCCCCUACCGAGGAUCUCAAGAAGAUAAAGCAAGGCCUUACUUUUGCCGAUGUUGUCGCUGAUGAGUGA